AUGCCCUUUUGCGUGCGUGAGGGUGCAAACGUUGCGUCGCGUGGCAGGGCCGAGGACGCGGGCGAAGGCCCGGUCGUGCCUCCCAGCGACGCGGACGCCGCCGCCGCCGCCGCCUCCCCCAGCCCUGCACCAGCGGGGGCAGACGCGGGCCCCGACGCCGCCCACGCGACGCCGUCGCCCGCCGCCGCCGCCACCACCACCACCCCCGGCGCUUCUCCCAGCCCCGACGCCAGCGCCGCCGCCGAUGCCGCCGCCGCCGCGAAGAAGCUAGGAGGCAGCCUGGCGACCCCCUCCCCUGGCCUGCAACGGCGUCUCGAUUCCCUGCGCUGCACGACAGAAGAGUGUCCUCUGGUGCAGCCUUCUGAGGUGGUGGUCAGCCUGAGGCCGGUCCUCACGGCCGAGCCUGUGCUCACGCCCAUAGAAAAGCUGCGGCGGAAAGACACGCUGAUUCGUGAAGCCCUGGCAGAGAAGCAGCAGCUGGUGGCAGAUUUGCUGAGUGUCCCUCGAGAUGACUUUGAGACUAUCGCUGACCUGGCAGGAGAACCAGGAGCCCACAAGGAAAGCUCAGAGCUGGUCUUAGCAGCUGUCAAUCAAGUGAACCAAUUGACCUCUGUGGUGAACGAGGCCUUGAAAGUGACUGAAGAAGAAGCAGUGUCUGCAGCGUCGGAGGCUGUUCCAAAGAGACUGGAAAGGCUUCCUAGUGUUCCAGCACACCAGUUGCAGAGCAUUGCUUCAGCCCUCAAUUCACAUCUCACUCAACUCCUGAAAACUGUGAAGACACAAGAUGAGGAGCGUGAUAGCCUACGUCGUGAGCUUCAACGAUUGCGGGAACAGGUGCACGCGAUGCACGAGAGCCGACGACGUUCUCAGCUGGAAGCUUCUUCAUCGGCCUCUGCAACAGCCGCUGCAGCAUCUGCCACAACUCCUCUACCUAAUCAUGAGGAUGAUACAGGAGUUUGUUGACGCUCUAUCAGGUGAGGGUGACUGCCCGCCGGAAGAGGACCCGCCAUGCUCUGACCCUCCAGCGGAGACUCCACCAUCUGCGGAAGGGACAGAAGACAAGAUAGUGGACGAAUGAGAACUCCUGCCUCUGACUAGGACUUGACCUUCUCCAAACGGUGUCUUGUGCAAACAAGGCACCUGCUGUGUUGAAUAUAUGAUUACCACAGCUGUGUCUUCAUUACCGUACUAGGACCUCGUUGAGGUUAGGUCAGAUGGAGAUGAUUUUGAGAAGAGCAGAUUAGCUUCUCGUUUUUUAAUGAAUGAGGUAUUUGAAUGCAAGUUGCAAAGUUUUGUGAACCAAAGUAGAUGCUUUUGUAAGGUUUAACUUGUGCAUCCUUUCAGAGGAUGUUUGCUAUGUGUAAGUUUAAUUUUCAUUACCACGCAUAACAACUCUUUGUUAUGUUGCCAGUACUUGGCUUCAUUCUUUUUCCAUUCUUCUAACAAAUGACAUAGCAUUCAAAACUAAUGGCACAAUGAAAGAGGGUAUUUAGCUUCAUUCUAUUUUUGGAAAGAGACUUUAUUUGUCCCCUCCCUCCGUGGUAUUCCCUAUUAUCAUCGCCUUUACUUAGUGCCUGGCAAGAAAUAAGACUUAUAUAUACAUCCUAUAUACAAAUAUACAUAUACAAAGCACAAAGCAUGCAUCAUUCAAGGUGUUGAAACUGAUGCUGAUCAAAGGACUUUCCACGCUGAGCAUACAAGAUGAUUUUGCAUCUGUGAAGGGCAGUGGAGAAGUUAGGUUGGUGUGCGGCUGCGAGUGAAUGAAAGAGAGAAAAUAGAAGAUGAAAGAGAAUAGAACAGGAUGAUUGUCUGCUAGUGUCUGAUUGACAACCAUCACUUUUUACUUUUACUUUUUGUAUAGUGUCAAUUAAUAUCGCUAAAGCCUGUUAUUUGUACAGUAGAUGUAAAGAAAUGUAGGAAAGAAGGUGGUGUUGACAUGGGCCAAUCAAGUCGUAGAUUGCAAGAUUGCGUCAUGUUUUAUUCACAGAACAUAUGCAAAAAAAAGUGCAUAAACAACAGAGAAAACUGAAAGCUCUUGAUGAAAUACGCCAUACCAUAGUUACCAGAAUCGCCUGAGGUAUUUGUAGCUAGAAUAUUUUCCACUACUGGUUCAUAUAGCUGAUCAAACAGAAAAACUGAAUGUAAGGCUUUUUCUGUAUUGCAACACCGUAUCCCCCUGAGCUUAGACACAAGGACUUGCAACAGAUUAUUAUCCGUCUUUGCAAUCGGCCUAUACAAGUUGUGAUUGUGUUUUUUGUGGUAAAAGAGCUAUUUUAUGAACAUAACUAGCUGUAGGAUAUGUUCUGUGUCUUGUACAUGUUCAUAACCCACUUUGGCUUCCCAUUCCAAAAUAAGAAUAAUAAUUAUUAUAAUGACAUUGAUAGUUGGGCAUAAACAUUUAUUAUUUAUUAUUACUAUUAUUAUUCACCGAAGAGAGAAGAAGUUGGUUUGGAAAUGUUCGAUUGGAAGAUGUCUUGCAGUUAAUUGGAUGCAAAAUUAUUUGCAAGCCUAGUUUCUUACCUGGUGCAAUAUGUCCGACCUGGCUGGCAUUUGAUCUUGGAUAUUAUCAGAAUGAGAGAACUCUCUGGCAUGUUAUUGUAUUGUGUGUCAUGCUGCAUGUUGUGUUACAUGUCAUCUUGUGUGUAAUAACAUGUUUCAUGGCAGAGGUGUGAGUAGGCUGUUCCUUCUUGUUCAUUUACAUUGUGUACAGCCAGGGGCCUGGCUGGAGCCUAGCCAACAAGUUAGUCGCAGAUUCUUUGUUGUUUGCUAAGUGUCAUAUAUGUGAAUUACACAAUGGGUGGAACCAUAUAAUAAAUAAUCAGUGUUGUAUGGUAUUUCCUUUUGUUUAUUGUAUACAACAUGCUAAUCCCAGUACAUAAAAUCUUGAAAUGUUCAAAAUGAAUUUUUGCUGCUUGUCUGUUUAUUUUAUUUUUUCCUCCAUUUUUUUAAAUUUUUUAAAAUUUGUUUCAUUUGUGUAAUUUUUCCAACAAAAAUGUAAUUUCUGUUGUUGAUGUUAAGGGAUAUUGGGACUAUUUAAAAACUUCCUUUUAUUUCAAAGUAAGUAUUUUCUUAUUUGCUAAAAAUUGCUAGUUGCAAAGUGUUUUUUAAAAACAUAUUUUAUUUGAUACAAAUAAGAGUAUAGAAACAUGUAAUUUUGUGCAAUGACACGUAGACAAUGUACAAUUUUGAGCAUUUCAUUUGCAAACUGUCUGUUUUUCUCUCUCUCUCAAAAGAAGAGUUAAUUGUUGUUGCAAUUUUAAGAAUUAAUUGUUGUGUUGUAUAUUAUAACGGCUCCAGUGCAGUCAAAGGGCUUAACUGUUCAUGUAGAUGGCAAAUAAAGAUCGCACAGUAAAGUGGUAUAUAUCUCUUUCUAUGUGAUGUUUCAGAAUAACCAAAUUAGUAUAUUGAGAGCUUCAAUACUCGUGUAAAAAAGUGAGAUUAUAUAUACUGUUAUUGUGUGAUUGAGAUGCCUAAUUUCAAAGUACUGAGCUGGUUAAAAACAGUUGUUUAUUUUAUAGAGAAGUGAUGUCAUCAGCUAAAUCCAAGACUUAUAGUUUUGAAUUUAAUAUUUGUAAACCAGUUGCAUUUGUGCCUGGUUGAUGGUCAUUCCUAUGUUAUUUUUUUGAUACAAAAGUCAGCAUUUUCUUUUGUAGUGCUGUUUUUGUGCAUUGUAAUAUGACUCAAAAAGUAAGUUUUAGCCCAAGCAGAAGACAUCUGAUAAAAAGUCCAGCAAAAAUAUUGUUCCAGAAGUAAAUUGUUGUAUUUAAAAAUUGUUGUUUGUAGUUGCUUGUGACAGUACAUUGUAUAUACCCUUUGGUUCAGAUGAAGAAAAUCCAUAUAAAAGAAACCAAACAUUAACAUACAUUUAUAAUGAAGGAAAGGUAUGAAAAACAAAUCAAAACAUAACUGUACUGUACAUUCUAGCAAAAUCUGUAUAUAGAAAGAAUGAAAUAAAUAUAUUGAUAUCUCAAUUCAUGGUGGUUGCCAUUUCCUUUUCACAAGUAUUUUUGUCAGUUUCCUUGUAAGUAGGGCUGUAAGAAUAGAAUAUUGAGAAGCUCCAUGUCAGCCUUAUCAAGAGUCUUGAGAGAUGAUCAGGGCCAUCAAACCAGCAGCAUGCGAAUGCCUGUGGGAUUGCUUCCACACACACACACACACUGCAUAUUUAGCAAGACAAUGACAAUUUAAAAUGUCAUAAGUUUAUAUAAAAAUUAAUUUUAAUUAUUAGUAAAUAGCAAGUCAAUAUGUAUAUUUGAAGUAUAUAGUAAGUCAAGU
Messenger RNA from Gryllus bimaculatus (two-spotted cricket), 4272 nucleotides. The record is from the annotation of a GenBank genome assembly. NCBI's taxonomy places the organism in Eukaryota, Metazoa, Arthropoda, Insecta, Orthoptera, Gryllidae.